CGACCAAGAUGGCAACCCCGGUUCCUAGUACUUCUCCCGGUUCCCCAUCAGCAACUAAACAAGAAUUAUCUAUGGAGGAGGAUCAAUCUCCUAAAACAAAGGGUGCUCACGGAGACUUUUCUUUGGAAAACAACUUUUUAAGGAAUUUAGUGGACCCAAUGACUGACGAGCUGGAGAGAAGUGUGGCCAAAACUAAUGCCAUACUGGACAAGAUGAGCAGUGACUUAGAGGCUGAGAGAAAACAGAGGUUUAGAAAAAUUCUUCAUCCACAUAUUCCUGAGGAAUUACAAGGAGGAGGUAAAAAAGAAGAAGAGGUCAUGCAAUUAGUAGACCAGCUGGUGUUUUAUGAAGAGAUCAAUGAUGGACAGGAGGAAGUUGAACUUAAUGAAUCAGCCCAGCUGCAGGAUCUAGACGAGACAGCCAAACUGACGGUGACAGCCCACAGCCUGGCUGCCCACUUCACAACAUUAGAGCCUGCUGCCUUAGAACGAGCUGCAUCAAAAUUAGACUCUGACUGCAAGCUAUGGCUAUCUCGGCUCUUUAGGUUCAAGAACUCUGUUCCUGUGUACCAUGAUAAAAGGUAUGAAGGACUUGCUCGCAUUUGUCAACUAGCCUUGUACACUAAAUAUCCCAAAUAUGCCACAGAAGGGUUUGAAGCCUUAUACUCCCGCCCACCUGUUAUAUACAUCAGUGCGUCAGCUCCACCUGGACUAGGGCAGUAUCUUUGUCAACAGCUUGGGCUUCCAUUAUCAUGUACAUGCACAGUGCCUUGUAACACACACUUUGGAGCUAGUAGUAAGAUGGAUGUCGCCAUGCUAGAGAAACUCAUACAAGAUGAUGUAGCUGCUGCUAAAACUCCUGUCCUGCUGCUGGCUUAUGCAGGGACCCCUAUUGUAGGACAUGUAGAUAACUUACAGAGACUUCAAGAAAUUUCUAAGGCAAACAACAUUUGGUUGCAUGUUGAGGGACAUAAUCUGGCAACUUUAGCCAUGUUUUCUGUGCCAACAUCUGUCGAGUCAGCAACUUCUGGUGACAGUAUCACACUGGAUCUUUCUAAGUGGUUGGGUGUGCCCUCUUUGCCAUACAUUACACUGUUUAAAGAUUCUGACCAGAGUAUGACAGACGCUGCAGGUCUGACCACUGUAGAUGCCAAGCUUCAGCUGAAAUGUCUACCCCUCUGGAUGUGUUUACAAAGUCUUGGACAUGAGGGCAUGGUCAACAGGAUCAAGCACUCGUGUGAACUGGCUAAAACUUUAUUUGAUCACUUGGACAAGUUAUCUACAGUUAAACAAAUUAGUCGAGACAGAAAAAAACGAGACAAGGAAGUUAAAAACAUCAAAGACCUGAUUUCUAAGGCAAUAAGUGCUCUAGUUGUGUUUGAAAUAGUGACACCCACAGUUGUGUUUAAAUAUGCUGAGGAUGUGUUAGCACCUGGUGCUGUUGUAGCACCUUACUCUACUGUCAAAAUGGAAGAUGACAAUGAGGACAAAGAUAGUGUAUAUUUUGACGCUCUCAACACAUGGUUAGCUGAAGCUUUACAAGUGUCUAACCCUAACGUCCCCAUUGACCUGGUUGAAGUUGACAAAGAAGGAGUUUGUAUUAGAUAUUCCCCACUUGAAACAGCUCAAGUGAAGGGUACAACUAAAGAACACGUUGAACAAUUUGUAGAAUCUCUAAAAUCUAAUCUGAGUGUAUUGAAUGCUACAACUAUACAACGGAAGAGAUUCAAGUCAAUAGUCUCAAAUCACAGUAAUUUAAGCCUGGUUGAUUUGGAUUCCUGGGCCGGACUUGGAGCUGUAUGCUAUAUCCCUGAGUUGUAUAUCCAGAAAGUGGGUGAGCUGACAGAGAAGGAGAGAACUGAUAUCAACAACUUGAAUGCUGAGUUAGUGCACAAGCUCAAGGCGCAGGACACAGCUUUCUCAACAGGUCACACAGCCAAUGGCAUGGUUUGUGUACGCUUUGGUCUGAUCACCACAGACACAGAUGUGGAUGAGCUGGUCUCUCUGGUAUACAACAUUGGUAAAGACGUGGAGGAGAGCUCUAAGUUCCUGGAGUCUAUGUCAGAGAUGAUCAGGAAAGGAAUAGAGGAGGCAAAUAAGGAACUGGAGAAGGAAAAUACAGAGAAACUGUUGCAUGAGGGUGUUUUGCGCCAGGUGCCUGUAGUUAGCUCCAUCUUAAACUGGUGGUCCCCUGCUAAAGAGCAGAUCAAAGGGAGGACUUUCAACCUUACUUCUGGUAAAAUAAUCCCCACAACCGACACAUACAAGUAUCACAUGCAGCUGCAGGAAGACAACAGCUCUGCUCCAGCCUCCCCCAGGGAGGUAGCCCCACCCAAACUUCCCCAGCCAGAGACCCCACCCAAACUUACCCAGUCAGAAACCUUGAAAACAGCUGGUGAAGUAAAGUCCCAGCUGGUUAGUCAGUCUGCUGCCGGUGCCUCGUCCCCCACAACAUCACCUGAGUCACCCAAACUACUGCAGAAUGGUGGAGCAUCUCCAAUAGUGCAGGAUGUAGCAUCAAAGCCAGCCGUUGGGGGUGCCAGUGAGGUGAGUGAAGCAGACGCUGUGACCAGCUAGAAUUUCUAGUCACCACACCAGGGACAAGUUCAUGUUUUGUUUGAAGCUUCUUUCCCUUUCAAAGAACAAAAUGCAAUUCAUCACUAGGCACCACAAGUUUUUUUUCUAUUUAUUGAUAAGUUUUCCCAACUAAAACCUGUCGUAGAGGCACUGGUCAUAUACAGUUGUUUCCUUUGGUCAUUGACAUUCCAUUUUGUUUCUCACACACCAGUAGCUGAUUGUUGAUAGUUAGGUUGUGAUAAACUGCAUUUGAAAUGUAACUAACAAAAACUUUCUUCAACAGUUGUAAUAGAUACAUGUACAUAAAUUAUAAUUAAUAUAAUGAAAGAAAGAAAUUAAUAAGCUGUGAUGUGGAAGAUUUUUUUAAAUUCAUUUUUUAUUUGAAUAAAAAAAUUAAUUUAUUAAGCUAUAAAUAUAUGUAUUUAUUUAACUAUGCUGUCUGAAGUUGAAGCACUAACUUUCACUUGCAUGAAUUUACAAACAAUUGCUUUGUUGUAAAUGCAAAUUGUAAAAGACAAAAUUUUCAGAACUUUUUUAUAAUUUAGUUGAGAAAAUUGUGUUUUUUAAAGAAAUCUAAAUGUUUUUGCCUCCAAUUUAAACAAUUUUACAUCUUAUGUAUAAUUCUGUGGCUUAAUAUCAACUUUUCUAGCUUAAGUGUCAUUUCUUGAGGGUUUUCUAUCGUGUAUCUGAUUCUGGAGUUUAAAGAAGUUGCACUGGGUGAAAAACUGUUUUUGUUUGAGGGUUGAGCUGGUGGUUGCUAUGGUUACUGUAUUUUAUCUUCCAUAUAAAAAAAAACCAGGGUACGGUGGUUGAUAUCUGCACUUGUAAAUAGGCUUGUUUUCCUCAGUAUUAGCAUUCAAGCUAUUUGUACCUUCAGUCACAAUUCUUGUUAGUCGUAAGUGUUGUAUACAUCAGGGCUUGAUCACAUCUUGACUUAGGUACAUUACAUCAUGUCUUGUGUACAUCAGGACUAGUGUACAUCAGGACUAGUGUACCCCAAAAACUGAGUACACAUCAUGUCAACACCAUAUUAGAACUGUUGUAAUAGACUCUGUGUAUGGUUGAUAGAUUUCCUCCCCAACCACCAGCAGUUGCUGCUUCCAUUCACAGCUUCAAGUUUUUUUGUCUGGCUACACCAGGGUGUAAUUUUUUUAACAUAGACAAAGCUAAGCACAGGGCUUAUAAGAUAUCUGAGCUGGUUGCAUAAUAAUUAACACACUUUUGGGUUGUUUUUUUUUUAGCUCUCCAAAUAAUAUGUUUUGUCUGUUUGGUAUACACAUUUUUUAUUCUAGUAAGACAAAAAUUUUUAAUUAAUACUAACACUUUUUACUGAACUUACAACCUGAGUGAAACUGGAAUUUGUGAUAAGACUAGUGCGGCUGGCCUGAGUUUCUGUGAUGAGUUUAUGCAACCUGUCUCUGUAAGAGUCAGCGCCCAGACAUCUGCUGUGGUACCCAGUAUUUUACUGCUUUCUUUAUGUCAGUAUUGUAUUAUUUUUUUGAGGUGUUAUUAGUAUUAACCAUAAAUAUGCAAGAUCAUUAAUUAUUUUUAAGUAAGACAUAAUAUGGUGGCAUAUACUUCUGUGUUGGAGGUAGUAUUGAGUUGUUUCAUUUGGCAGUUUGUUUUGGUGCUGUUAUGGUCCAGUCGUGUGGUGCUAGGCCUGACAUUCUGAUGGUCCAGUCUUGUGGUGCUAGGCCUGACAUUCUGAUGGUCUAGUCUUGUGGUGCUAGGCCUGACAUUCUGAUGGUCCAUUCUUGUGGUGCUAGGCCUGACACUUGAUGGUCUAGUCUUGUGGUGCUAGGCCUGACAUUCUGAUGGUCCAGUCUUGUGGUGCUAGGCCUGACAUUCUGAUGGUCCAUUCUUGUGGUGCUAGGCCUGACAUUCUGAUGGUCCAUUCUUGUGGUGCUAGGCCUGACAUUCUGAUGGUCCAUUCUUGUGGUGCUAGGCCUGACAUUCUGAUGGUCCAGUCUUGUGGUGCUAGGCCUGACAUUCUGAUGGUCCAUUCUUGUGGUGCUAGGCCUGACAUUCUGAUGGUCCAGUCGUGUGGUGCUAGGCCUGACAUUCUGAUGGUCCAGUCUUGUGGUGCUAGGCCUGACAUUCUGAUGGUCCAUUCUUGUGGUGCUAGGCCUGACAUUCUGAUGGUCCAUUCUUGUGGUGCUAGGCCUGACAUUCUGAUGGUCCAGUCUUGUGGUGCUAGGCCUGACAUUCUGAUGGUCCAUUCUUGUGGUGCUAGGCCUGACAUUCUGAUGGUCCAUUCUUGUGGUGCUAGGCCUGACAUUCUGAUGGUCCAUUCUUGUGGUGCUAGGCCUGACAUUCUGAUGGUCCAGUCGUGUGGUGCUAGGCCUGACAUUCUGAUGGUCCAGUCUUGUGGUGCUAGGCCUGACAUUCUGAUGGUCCAGUCUUGUGGUGCUAGGCCUGACAUUCUGAUGGUCCAUUCUUGUGGUGCUAGGCCUGACAUCUUGAUGGUCUAGUGUUGAGUUCUAAGCCUGACAUCCUUAUACUAAGCUACUAUGUAACCUCCAUCCACUGCCUUUUAUUUUAUUGUUUUUUUUUUGUGCCAGCUCAUGUUUUAUUUUAUAUUUAUUUUGUACCAGCAUACCAUGUACAUAAUGAGGGACUAUUCACUAUCCUGGUAUGUUUUGCUAUUUAUUUCAUUGCUUUUUUAAUGUGACUAUUUUCUUCCAGCAAAUCCAAAACAAUGACUGCCAAAAUUAAUAGAAUCCUUCAAAUGUGUUUUUCAAAUCAAAUUUUUAAAAAUUAAAAAGCUUGAUUCUUUUUCACAUUACAUUUUUAUUUCUUGUACCUUUGUUUCCCUUACAUCAAAGGAUGAAAUAUGUACCUAUGUUUUCUAUAUAACAAUGAUGACUUAUGCAAUGAGUUUCCUAGAAGUGUUUGACCAGAGGAGUCUGUGAUAAACAUAAUUUUUUUUAAUGCUUGUUACAACAGCCAUUCACUUGCUUCUUUUUGAUACUUGUGUUUUUUUUAUACUGCGGGAUUAUUGUUUUAAAGCACUGAAUGUGGGACAUACACAGAUUAUGGGUUUUGUCAGAUUAAUGUGGAAUGUUUUUAGUUGGGGGUGAGUGAAGUCAUUCUGAGAUUUUAGUACCUUUUUUUUGUCUACAAAUAUAAUAUUUAAUCUAAGAAAUAAAAGUGAUUUUUUUUUUCCUUUUGGAAAAGAUAAUGCCGUUUAAUUGUAGUUCUUUUUUUUUAAACAGUGCUGUAGAACUAAUGAGAGUUGUAUUGAUGAAAGAGAUGUUCUGUUAGUGUAAGUGGAUUGUGUUUUAUCAGUGGGAUUAUCAUGUUCAGUUUGGAUCAAAUAAACCUUUGAAAAUAUU
Messenger RNA from Physella acuta, 5911 nucleotides. Its product is annotated as putative pyridoxal-dependent decarboxylase domain-containing protein 2. Gene Ontology annotation, cellular component: intracellular membrane-bounded organelle. Gene Ontology annotation, biological process: carboxylic acid metabolic process. NCBI's taxonomy places the organism in Eukaryota, Metazoa, Mollusca, Gastropoda, Physidae. The record is from RefSeq and is a predicted model, not a curated record. Gene Ontology annotation, molecular function: pyridoxal phosphate binding; carbon-carbon lyase activity.